AUGGAACAGCAGCGUCCCCAAUCUCAACAGUUACUGCCAUUCUCAGUCCAGAGCUUCUCUCAGAUUACCAACAGCCUGUUCAUCAGUAAUGCAGCAGCAGCUAACGAUAAGUCCCUACUGUCCCGUCUGAAUAUCACAUCAGUUAUCAACGCAACAGUAGAAAUCGUGAAUACGUUCUAUGAAAAUGUCCAGUAUCUGCAGGUGCCUGUGAACGACACACCCAGUUCCGUCCUUUAUGAUUUCUUUGAUCCUGUCGCUGACCAUAUCCGGGGGAUUGAAGCCAAGGAAGGCCGAACUCUGCUGCACUGUGCUGCCGGGGUUAGCCGCUCAGCAGCACUCUGCCUCGCUUACCUCAUGAAAUACCGCUCCAUGUCGCUAAUACACGCCCACAGCUGGACCAAGCUUCGCCGUCCCAUCAUCCGGCCCAACAAUGGUUUCUGGGGACAGCUUAUCCUCUAUGAGUACAAACUGUUUAACAAAAACACCGUGCACAUGAUCGAUUCAGCGAUGGGUAUGAUCCCCGACAUCUACAAAGAGGAAACCUGAUUGAUGGUGUAG
Echinops telfairi (small Madagascar hedgehog) is the source of this 558-nucleotide messenger RNA. RefSeq names its product dual specificity phosphatase 21 (gene DUSP21). Gene Ontology annotation, biological process: protein dephosphorylation. Gene Ontology annotation, molecular function: MAP kinase tyrosine/serine/threonine phosphatase activity. The transcript has a single exon. Lineage: Eukaryota; Metazoa; Chordata; Mammalia; Afrosoricida; Tenrecidae. The record is from RefSeq and is a predicted model, not a curated record.